AUGGGAAACAUAAUCGAUACAUUAAUGGGCUAUGUCUUUAAUCGACGUCAGAAUGCAAAUACUGCUCCUCAUUCUUCAACGGAUCAUCCAGAAGAGCUUCCUCCUAACCAGUUACCACCACCACCGAAUCAUAUUAAUCCUACAGCAAAAUUAUCAAUAUCAUCAAUAUCAACAUUGAAAUCAAGAGCUGUGACAACAAGAUCAGCUGACGUAACAUCAGAAUUAGACCUGACAACAAUAUCUAUAGAAAGAAGAAUAAUUCCACCAGUUGAAAUAGAUAUAAUAUCAUCAUCAGUAACAACAACAGAACAUCGAUGUAGUGAUUUUUAUAUUGCAUGUCGUACAAAUGAUAUUGAUAAAGUAAAAGAAUUACUUCCUCGAUUAACACUCAGUGAUAUCGAUCGAUUAGAACCAAAUGGUAGCACUGCACUCCAUUCAGCAAGUUAUCAUGGUCAUGAAGAAAUUGUUGAAUUAUUAUUAAAAGUAGGAGUUGAUCGAGCAAUAUACAAUAUAUUCGGAUGUUUACCAUUUGAUGAAGCUAAAAAUGAUAAAAUAAAAAGAUUAUUUCUUCGUAUACCAAAUACAGAUAGAUUUUUAUCAAAUACUGGUUCAAUUGAAUGGGAUUUAAUCACUGCUGAUGCUUUAGAAACAGCUGCAGAAAUACGGCAUGAUAUUCAAUCUAUCUAUAAUAAUACAAGUGGAUUAACUUCGAUCGAUAAAAUGUUUGAAAAAAUUUAUAAUAAUUAUAUUAAAGAUGGAUUAAUUAAUUUUGAAGGCGAUGAAAAAAUCAUACGUUUUUUUCGAAAAGCAAUUAAAGAAAAAGAUCCGAAAUGGAUAAUUAAAGCUUACACAGCAGAAACGGAGUUUUAUAAAAUUCUUAAUAAAGAAAUAGCAGGUGGAGCUUCACGAUUUCAAAAUGAACGAAGAUAUAUAAUAACAUUACUUAUACAUCAUCCAAAAUUAGAUGAAUUAACAUAUGUUGGUCAUUCAUAUCGUGUUUUACAAAUUACUCAAGAUGAUUUAAAUAAAUAUGAAAGAAAUUCUUGUCUUAUGACAAAAUCAUUUUUAUCUUCAUGUAUUGAUCAAAAAAUUGCCGAAUUAUUUAUAUUAAGAAAAGAACUUGCAGAAAGAGGAACUAUCAUGCCAGUACGUACGAGAGUUGAUGGAACAAUUAUGAAAUUUUGGGUUAUGUGUAUUUAUCAUAUAAAACAUCCACGUACUGCUUUACAUAUUGAAAAUUCUUCACAAUAUGCAAAUGAAGGAGAAAUUUUAAUUAUGCCUUAUAGUGUAUUUAAGAUAAAAAGAAUUAAUCAUAUGAAACCGUUAUCUGUACCAAUCGAUCAAAAAAUGACACAAAUUGAAUUCGAAGAAUGUGAUCCAUUUCUUGUUAAUACAAGAUAA
Molecule: messenger RNA, 1401 nt
Organism: Adineta steineri
Lineage: Eukaryota; Metazoa; Rotifera; Eurotatoria; Adinetida; Adinetidae
Source: the annotation of a GenBank genome assembly